Messenger RNA from Gongylonema pulchrum, 801 nucleotides. The record is from the annotation of a GenBank genome assembly. NCBI's taxonomy places the organism in Eukaryota, Metazoa, Nematoda, Chromadorea, Rhabditida, Gongylonematidae.
AUAGUGCUUUUCUGCCUGAAUACGGUGGCACUGAAUUCGCACGGUGAUAUACGAGAGCGUUAUUUGCCGGAACUGCUUGCGUCCAUACUGACAACAAUCGCUGAGAAGAAUGUUGCGUCGAUUGACAGUCAGCUGCUCGUUCGGCUUCUCAUCGCCGCCAAAGCUAUUCUAAACGAAGUUGGCCAAAGUGCCGUUGUCAUUGACGCUGGAGUAGUAAUGCGACGGGGAGGUGAAAUGACUCGUUGCGAUGAGACUGAUUCCAUCGAUAAGCCAUCACCUGUUGCUGAGGAAGACGCUGUUAAAGAGCAGUGGCGAGUGGAGAACUGCUUAAGUAGCUGUCAGCGACUUCUCGCUCAAAUCUGUGACUGGUACUGCAAAGAACGAAACGCUGAGAGGCUGCGUGCUUUUCACGCGAUUUCCGCGCUAAUGAUGGAAUUUGCUGAUUUUCCGCUCUAUGUUUUGAGGAGACAGGAGAACAGAGUAAAAGAACGCAGGCAGCGACUUAUCCCGACCAAUUAUCCGGUUUGGUUGAGUGGUUUAUUGAACGUAUUGUCGCUUGACGAAUGGGAAGUUUCUCUGAACAACGCAGCGAAUUAUCAAGGCACGGACAUGUCGAUUAGCGACUUUUAUGCGCGCGCGAAUGCUCUCGAUUUGACAAUUUGUGUGUAUGUGCGGAGUGUUUCAGUGGCCGAGCAACAUGCCGCUGCAGAAGGUCGUCCCAAAAGGUGGUUUUUUGUCGCGAUAUGGGUAUUAAAAGUGAGCCGCAUUUUCUCACGCGUGAUAUUUUCACACAAAAAUUAG